This is a messenger RNA of Drosophila kikkawai, 1107 nucleotides long. It is a transcript of the gene Pex10, whose product is annotated as peroxin 10. The record is from RefSeq and is a predicted model, not a curated record. Gene Ontology annotation, molecular function: zinc ion binding. Lineage: Eukaryota; Metazoa; Arthropoda; Insecta; Diptera; Drosophilidae. Gene Ontology annotation, cellular component: peroxisomal membrane. Gene Ontology annotation, biological process: protein import into peroxisome matrix.
UGCAUCCAACAGCUGAUUUUGUUAUCUGGGACGCACUUUGACCGGCCUUUGGAAAAGCUAUAACUAUGCUAAAGUCAACACCCUAGUCGUUAAUCCGACGAAAUGGACUUUCGAAAUGCCCGUGCCCGGCAGCCGGAGAUCGUGCGUUCUGUGCAAAAGGAUGCUCGCUAUACGAACGAGCUGGCCGAGGACUUUUCCGAUGUCCUGCGGCUCACAGGCCCAAGGAAUUGGAUAAAGUACAACCAGAUGUGCCGGCUGCUGGCGGAGCUGAGCUACCACGGCUUCGCGUCGGCCAACAACUUACAAACCCUCGGGGAGGAGUACACAGGGAUCAUACAGGUGGACGGUAACUACAAGCAGAUUCCCAGCAGAUUGUUGCAACUCCUGGCCAUCGUCCUUGAGUUUGGUGGUGACUCCUUGUUCCAGCGACUGUUGCAAAAACUGGAACUGUACGUGGCCAACCAUGAGGAAAUCCGUCCCCAGGCCAAGCAGCAGUUGAAAAAGAUCAUCCUGCGGGUGAAGCAAUCUCCAGGCUAUGUUAAGGCCUUGCACAAGUCACUCUUCUACUUGGACGCCAGCAAAUAUCAGUUGUCCAAGCGCACCACGGGCAUCAACUACGUGCUCAUCCGCCACUGGUUGCAGCCAGAGUUCUCACUGUACGGCUACAAGAUCCUCGGCGUGAUCACCUUCCUGCAGGUCACCGUUUCGCUGGCCAUCAGUGGCUGGGAUGCCUGGCGAGAGCAUCGGCGCCAGCAAUUGGAGGCGAUCAAGCAGGCGGGCAAGAAAUUGUUCCUGCAGCGGCGAUCAACAAGUGUUAAGGACGCAGAUCCGGACUCGGAUGCCCCUCAGUGCAUUCUUUGCCUGGAGCCGCGAUCCCAUAGCAGUCUGACGCCCUGCGGUCACAUAUUUUGCUGGCACUGCCUGCUGGAGUGGCUGGAGGAGCGGGAUGAGUGCCCUCUGUGCCGCGAGUCGCUGAAGAAGUCCCAGGUGAUCCUGCUACAGAACUAUUCCUAGGAUUAAGAUAGCCCUACUAAUGUGUACCUGUAAAUGCCAUGUAUUAUUUGAAGACAUUUGCUUUGGAAUUGAUAUAUAUUUUUUACGAUUGAA